Messenger RNA from Staurois parvus, 256 nucleotides. The record is from the annotation of a GenBank genome assembly. NCBI's taxonomy places the organism in Eukaryota, Metazoa, Chordata, Amphibia, Anura, Ranidae.
AUGCCUGUCAAUGCCCAUCAGUGCCACCUACCAGUGCCUACUCAUCAAUGCCCAUCAGUGCCACCUGUCAGUGUCCAUCAGUGCAGCCUAUGAGUGCCCAUCACUGCAGCCUCAUUAGCACACAUCAGUGAAGGAGAAAAAUUACCUGUUUGAAAAAUUUUAUAAUAAAAACAAAGAAACUUUUUUUUUUUUUUCAAAUUUUUUGCACUUUUUUUUUGUUUAUAGCGCAAAAUGUAAAGUGCCCAGCGGUGAUUAA